Messenger RNA from Symbiodinium necroappetens, 290 nucleotides. The record is from the annotation of a GenBank genome assembly. Lineage: Eukaryota; Dinophyceae; Suessiales; Symbiodiniaceae.
GCGUUUUGCGACUCAACUUCGACCCAUCCAGGCACUUCCGGCGCGUCUACCGCCUGGGCGCCCUUCUCGGGGAGGGCAGCUUCGGCUCGGUGUGCUCAUGCACGCGCCGACUGACGGGUGAGGAACGGGCUGUGAAGCAGCUUCUGAAGUCCCGGAUGAAGGACGGCGGCAACGAUGUGCUGAACGAGCUGGAGAUCCUCGCCACGCUCGACCAUCCCAACGUGCUGAAGUUCUACGAGUUCUUCGAAGAUGACCUGGCCGUGCUCGCGGUGACGGAGCUUUGCGGAGAG